AUGUCGGCCUCGAGUGAGCCGGAGUUCCCCAAGACGACAGCUCAAUGCACAUUCAGUGCGUUCACCAAUCUCCAGCAGCGCCCUUCGCUGCUCACAGACAUCCGCCUUAUCCACCUCAAGCCGAUGCUAGAGCGAGUGGAGUUUCUGGGCGGAAUGGAGGGGUCUAUCACGCGCAUGCUGGUGUCUCAAUUCACGCAGAUUUUGAUCUCGCGCGGGGAAUUCGUUUGUCGAUUCGGCGAGAGAGGCAGCGACAUGUUCUUCAUCUUUGCGGGUGUUGUCGACGUCCUCCUUCCUUCAGAGAAUAAUAACGAUGCUGCCACUCCGAUCGCCAAUGCGAAUUGGAGCGGCCGCAUUUGCGUCCAUCGUCGUGGCUCGCACCCGUCAGUUCAAGUUGGUCCGUCAGCGAAUGACAUCACGAGAGGCGAAUUGCCAAAGAAAUCUGAAGGGGGGUACCACAAAGUGAACGAGCACAAAGACGGCGACUUCUUUGGCGACCACGGGCUGUUCACUAACGGAACACGCAACGCGCACGUCCAGGCUCAGACCUCUUGCAUCUUGUACAAUUUGUCGCGCGAGUCGAUGGAGCUAGUGUUCGCCAGGUACCCCGAGUGGAAGUGGAAGGUGCUGCCGACGAGUUUGGUUCUUUCCCGGGCCGACAUGAUGAACGAGCGCGCUGAGCGGGUGAAGGAGAAAAUGGCUCAAGUUCGCUGGACAAGAGCUCACAGUUUGCAGUCGAGUCUCGACCACCUCGCGGUUGUUAAUAAGUUCAAGAAGAUAAUUAUCAGGCCGCUCUCUAAGGAGCUGUCCAGUGUGACUCGCGGCGUGCCGGUGCAGAGUCCGCUCCACAUUUUCUGGCUCCGGUUAAUGGUAUUCUGUACGGUGUACAUUGCCAUUAUCACCCCUUAUCAGCUCGCCAUAGACCCCAUGGACAGACUGACAGUCACCACCACAAUCGUAAACGUUCUCACUCUCAUCUCUGAAGCCGCGUUCGUGGUGGAUGUGUGGUUCAGUUGGCACGUGAAAGAAUCCAAGACGACGAUGGAGCUCUACGAGCAGAAUGUGUACAAGAAGGAGCGUAUGCUGUUCGACGUAAUCGCUGCGAGUCCCUUCUACGGCUUCCUCACAGUCUUCAACUGUAGCUCAAGGUUAAAGUUGCUGCGUUGCUUCAAGAUGCUCAAUCUCAUGGGGUAUCUAGACGAACUAAGCCGCAGCAGAGUCGCCAACGAGCUUACCAAGUUCAGCCAGGUCUCCCUUGUGUAUCUGCUUGUGGUGUACUGGGCAGCGUGCGCGUACCUGACCGUAGCUAUGGAAAUCGGCUUUGGAUCGGAAUGGGAGUCGUGGCUCCCGUCUAAGGCGCUGGAGAUCUCCGACCCACAGAAUCCGUCGAGUGCGCAACUGAUGUUGCGCUUGCUGCGUGGACUCUUCUUCGCGACGACGGCGUUCGUCAAGAAAGCGCGCAACAUUGCGCCGGACUCGGCGUCAGCGUACGCGUUCCAGAUCGCCAUGUCCUUCAUCGGCCUGCUCACGAUGUCGUUCGUUAUUGGAGAGCUCGCGAGUCUAUUCAUCUCGCGCAGUAGUCUGGAGGUGGGCUUCCGCAAGAACCACAUCACAGUUAAAAUGUAUCUGGAGCGUGUGCGAGUCAGCGACAAACUCAAAGCGCGAACCUGCGCCUUCAUGGCAACGCUCUGGGCCUCGCACGCUGGACUGAACUACGACGAGCUGUUCGCCGACAUGCCGCGUGAGAUCCGGUCGGCGUGUGUGCUGCACGCAGUCAAAAUUCCGCUUAACUGGUUCGUCAUGAAAGUCAUCGGCCCAAUUUGCGGAGAUGCGGACGCGAACGUGGAGGCUUUUGCGCUCUCUUUAGCUGAACAUCUUCACUUUGAGGCCUAUUCACGAAACGAAGACGUCAUCACCGAGGGCAGAAUCAUUCGGGCCAUGUAUUUUGUCACGAAAGGGUUCUUGAACAUGCAAAGCAGCUCGCUGCUGGAUCGGCCGGUGGGUCUUCGUGACGGCAGCUACUUCGGGGAGCGUGGUCUGCUCGACUGCACUAUCAGUGCGUAUACCGUCACUACUGCGCGGGCCUGCGACCUGUUUCUCUGA
Molecule: messenger RNA, 2100 nt
Organism: Phytophthora sojae
Lineage: Eukaryota; Oomycota; Peronosporomycetes; Peronosporales; Peronosporaceae
Exons: 3
Coding region: 1-2100 (699 amino acids)
Molecular function (GO): protein-containing complex binding
Source: RefSeq, a predicted model, not a curated record